Molecule: messenger RNA, 837 nt
Organism: Centruroides sculpturatus (bark scorpion)
Lineage: Eukaryota; Metazoa; Arthropoda; Arachnida; Scorpiones; Buthidae
Product: E3 ubiquitin-protein ligase SIAH1B-like
Exons: 1
Coding region: 1-837 (278 amino acids)
Biological process (GO): proteasome-mediated ubiquitin-dependent protein catabolic process; multicellular organism development
Cellular component (GO): cytoplasm
Molecular function (GO): ubiquitin protein ligase activity; zinc ion binding; ubiquitin conjugating enzyme binding
Source: RefSeq, a predicted model, not a curated record
AUGGAAGAGAGUUCUAAUGAAGGGAACGCCCGUGAGGAAGAAAAGGCGCCCGUCUCUCCGAUGCCGGUAAACGAGGAUCCAACUGUUAUCUCCUUGUUAGAGUGUCCGGUGUGUUACGAGAACUUGGCAACCCCCAUUUUCCAAUGCGUAGCCGGACAUCUCCUGUGUGGCAGUUGCAGGGGACGAGUACACCAGUGCCCCACUUGUCGAGGAUAUCUCGGAGAAUUAAGAAACAUCGCGAUGGAGAAGAUGGCGGAGGCGAUAGCUCUUCCCUGCAGGUUCAAGGAUAAUGGCUGCCAAGUGGUACAGAAACUGCAAAAGAGGAGAAUUCAUGAACAACAUUGUCUGUACCGGACAUGUGAGUGCCCGACUUUGGAUCCGACGUGCUCAUGGGAAGGGGCUUUCCAGACCUUAGUAGAGCAUCUACGUGACCGUCAUCGUUCGAUGGUCUCGGUGAAAUCAGGGUCCAUAAAAUUAUCGCUCGUGGGUCUGGAGUCGACUCAUCCCUUGUCGUGGGCUAUUAGAAUGAAUUGUCACGGACACGAAUUUAUUAUUCAAGCAAAGAAAAGUGAGACAGGGAUUGACCGUGGCCGUAUAAGUCUACUCAUUCGCUUUGUAGGCAGCAAAAAGGGUGCGAGCCGGUUUCGGAGCUUCCUCUUGGUAGGAGGAAAAGGAAAGGCUCUUGCUUGGAAUUCGCCUCCUAAAAGUGUUAUGGAAGAGACGAGAAAGAUUAUUGAGGAGGAAGAAUGUCUGACGGUGUCUUCCAAAUUCAUAAGCCACCUUCUCAUCAAUCAAACUCUCAGUGUAAUAGUUUCCGUGGAACCUAUGGGUUCCUAA